Brachypodium distachyon (stiff brome) is the source of this 3027-nucleotide messenger RNA. RefSeq names its product beta-galactosidase 12. Lineage: Eukaryota; Viridiplantae; Streptophyta; Magnoliopsida; Poales; Poaceae. Gene Ontology annotation, molecular function: carbohydrate binding; beta-galactosidase activity. The transcript is spliced from 18 exons. Bases 137 to 2644 code for a protein of 835 amino acids. Gene Ontology annotation, biological process: carbohydrate metabolic process. The record is from RefSeq and is a predicted model, not a curated record. Gene Ontology annotation, cellular component: vacuole; cell wall.
GCAACGCCCCUCGGCCUCCCGCCCUUCAAAGCGGCGCCCGCCUCCCCCGACCUCUCGCUAGUGCCCCCACCCCGACCCAUCAUUCCCCCUCCCCUCCUCGAGCUCGGUGUGCGUCCCCUUCCCCCUGGUCACCCACAUGGCCACCGCGGUGCUGCUGCUGGCCGCCGCCGUCUCCGCGCUCCUCGCGGGCGAGGCGGAGGCGGCGUGGAGCCUAACGAAGAAGGGCACCGUCGUCUCCUACGACGAGCGCUCCCUCAUGAUCGAUGGCAAGAGGGACCUCUUCUUCUCCGGCGCCAUCCACUACCCUAGGAGCCCCCCGGAGAUGUGGCCCAAGCUCCUCGACCGGGCCAAGGAUGGCGGUCUCAACACCAUCGAGACCUACGUCUUCUGGAACGCACACGAGCCCGAGCCCGGCAAGUACAAUUUCGAAGGAAGGUGCGAUCUGAUCAAGUUCCUCAAGCUGAUUCAGGACAACGACAUGUACGCGGUCAUUCGCAUCGGCCCCUUCAUCCAGGCAGAAUGGAAUCACGGUGGCUUGCCUUAUUGGCUUAGGGAGAUCCCCCACAUAAUAUUCCGCGCCAACAACGAGCCUUACAAGAAAGAAAUGGAGAAGUUUGUGAGAUUCAUAGUGCAAAAGUUAAAGGAUGCGGAUAUGUUUGCCUCCCAAGGAGGACCCAUCAUUCUAGCCCAGAUCGAAAAUGAGUACGGGAAUAUAAAGAAAGAUCAUAUAACAGAUGGUGAUAAGUACCUUGAAUGGGCCGCUGAAAUGGCCCUUAGCACCAACAUUGGAAUCCCAUGGAUAAUGUGCAAGCAAACUACAGCUCCUGGUGUAGUGAUUCCUACUUGCAAUGGAAGGCACUGUGGGGACACAUGGACGCUGCGUGACAAAAAUAAACCUCGCCUUUGGACUGAGAAUUGGACUGCACAAUUCAGAGCUUUCGGCGAUCAGGCAGCUGUGCGCUCAGCAGAGGACAUUGCGUAUUCUGUUUUACGAUUUUUUGCCAAGGGUGGGACAUUGGUGAACUACUACAUGUACUAUGGUGGAACAAAUUUUGGAAGGACAGGUGCUUCAUAUGUGUUGACUGGAUAUUAUGAUGAGGCUCCCAUUGAUGAAUACGGUUUGAACAAGGAGCCCAAAUUUGGGCAUCUCAGGGACUUGCACAAGCUAAUUAAGUCAUACCACAAAGCUUUCCUCGUGGGGAAACAGUCAUUCGAGCUCUUGGGUCAUGGGUAUGAGGCACACAACUACGAGUUGCCUGAGGAAAACCUGUGCUUGGCUUUCAUCUCCAACAACAAUACAGGGGAGGAUGGAACUGUGAUGUUCCGGGGGAAGAAGUACUAUAUACCGAGCCGCUCUGUCUCUAUCCUUGCAGACUGCAACCAUGUGGUGUACAAUACAAAGAGAGUGUUUGUGCAACACAGUGAAAGGUCAUUCCACACGGCUGACGAGUCGACCAAGAACAAUGUUUGGGAGAUGUACUCGGAACCGAUUCCGAGGUAUAAAGUAACUAGUGUCAGGACAAAGGAACCCCUGGAGCAGUAUAACCUGACCAAGGACAAAAGCGACUACUUGUGGUACACCACAAGCUUUCGCUUGGAAGCAGACGAUUUGCCCUUUAGACGUGACAUCCGGCCUGUUGUUCAGGUCAAAAGUAGUGCACAUGCAAUGAUGGGGUUUGUCAAUGAUGCCUUCGCAGGGAGUGGGCGUGGAAGCAAGAAAGACAAGGGUUUCCUUUUCGAAAAGCCCAUUGAUCUGAGAAUAGGUAUCAACCAUCUCGCACUGCUGUCAUCAUCCAUGGGAAUGAAGGACAGCGGCGGUGAACUCGUUGAAGUGAAGGGAGGCAUACAGGAUUGCAUGAUACAGGGUCUCAACACUGGGACCUUGGACUUACAAGGCAAUGGUUGGGGCCAUAAGAUCAAUUUGGACGGUGAGGACAAGGAGAUUUACACGGAGAAGGGCAUGGGCACUGUUAAGUGGAAACCGGCCGAGAAUGGACAUGCUGUCACCUGGUACAGGAGAUACUUUGAUGAGCCAGACGGAGAUGAUCCUGUCGUUCUUGACAUGAGCUCUAUGAGCAAGGGUAUGAUCUUCGUGAAUGGUGAAGGCGUAGGUCGCUACUGGACCUCAUACAAAACAAUUGCCGGACUUCCUUCCCAGUCACUAUACCAUAUUCCACGACCAUUCUUGAAAUCCAAGAAGAACCUCUUGGUUGUAUUCGAGGAGGAGAUUGGCAAGCCAGAGGGCAUCCUCAUCCAGACAGUGAGGAGGGACGACAUCUGUUUCCUCAUGUCGGAGCACAAUCCCGCACAGGUCAAGACGUGGGAUGCGGAUGGGGGCCAGAUCAAGCUCAUCGCUGAGGACCACAGCUCAAGGGGCAUCUUGACCUGCCCCCACAAGAAGACCAUUGAGGAGGUCGUCUUCGCCAGUUUCGGCAAUCCAGAGGGCGCGUGCGGCAACUUCACUGCGGGCACCUGCCACACUCCCAAUGCGAAAGAGUUCGUUGCGAAGGAAUGCCUCGGCAAGAAGUCAUGUGUACUGCCAUUGAUUCACACCCUGUACGGUGCGGACAUCAACUGCCCCACGACGACGGCCACGUUGGCGGUGCAAGUUAGAUGCCACAGAAAAGGGAAGAAGGAUGAUUAAGAAUAACAAGGAAGAUUGGCGCCCUUCUCUGGGCUCCUGCACCUGUUUGUUUCUUCGUCUUAUGUUGUUCGGAACUCAAAUCGCGUUGUGCGCCUGUUGUGAUUAAUAUUCGGUUGAGGCGUGCUCGAUCAGGACCAUGGGAAAUCGACACACAAAUGCAAAGGGGGUGCUGAGUGCUGAUCGGCUUGAAAAUGUAUUUUGUUUUUUCUUUUCUUGUUUGUUGCUGUUCUGUGCUGUUUCAUGUUAACCAUCACAGUAGAUGCUGAAUAACUAUGAGGGAUAGUUUUAGUGAACUUCGACUUUGGUGUAAAAAUAUUGUUGAGCUGACCGAAUGGAUAGAACAAUAAUCGAAUGAACAUGUUCUGUGUGUGCAUUCGUAUUUA